AUGCCCAUCCCUCCACUCGAAUCUGAAAGUGCACCAUCAUGCCACCAUACCAAGCCACACGAAGAUGCUGUUGGACGGGUUCCAUUAGAAUGCAAGGCAACUGAGCCAUACUCCGUAGUCCGCAGGAGAGAAGCCUGGCCUAAGUGGUGCCAGCUGGUUGCACAGGCGACCACUCAAGCCCUUAUCCCACACAAUUACCCUGUUCUGGCCUAG
Molecule: messenger RNA, 213 nt
Organism: Histoplasma mississippiense
Lineage: Eukaryota; Fungi; Ascomycota; Eurotiomycetes; Onygenales; Ajellomycetaceae
Exons: 3
Coding region: 1-213 (70 amino acids)
Source: RefSeq, a predicted model, not a curated record